GUUCAUCAGUUCUCUCAGAGUCGUCGAGCGAGCAACAUGAACGUAGUAAAAUCUUUGUGUAUUUUGGGUCUGGUUCUCGUCAGCUUGAUUGCCACCCAAGCAGCCGAUGAGCAGGUGGUAGGCGGUGUCAGCCAGUUGGAGGGAAACAGCAGGAAGGAGGCUCUGGAACUUCUGGAUGCCACUCUCGCACAGUUGGCCACCGGAGAUGGUCCCAGCUACAAGGCAAUCAAUGUGACCUCUGUGACGGGUCAGGUCGUAGCUGGAAGUCUUAACACCUACGAGGUGGAACUUGACAAUGGAUCCGACAAAAAGCAGUGCACCGUGAAGAUCUGGACUCAGCCAUGGCUCAAGGAGAACGGCACCAACAUCAAGAUCAAGUGCUCUGGUGACGAUGGCGAACUGGACCGCACCUGGUAGAAGAUUCUUCGUGAGAAUUGCCCUGAAAGAAAUAAUAAUAAAAAAAAAAACAAGAUACACGUGAUUU
Molecule: messenger RNA, 484 nt
Organism: Drosophila melanogaster (fruit fly)
Lineage: Eukaryota; Metazoa; Arthropoda; Insecta; Diptera; Drosophilidae
Gene: Cys
Product: Cystatin-like
Exons: 2
Coding region: 37-417 (126 amino acids)
Molecular function (GO): cysteine-type endopeptidase inhibitor activity
Source: RefSeq, marked reviewed